Messenger RNA from Dracunculus medinensis (Guinea worm), 1368 nucleotides. The record is from the annotation of a GenBank genome assembly. Lineage: Eukaryota; Metazoa; Nematoda; Chromadorea; Rhabditida; Dracunculidae.
AUGCAAACGAAUGUUCGAGCGAGAGAAGUCAUAUCAGUACAUAUUGGCCAAGCUGGAGUACAGAUUGGAAAUGCGUGUUGGGAGUUAUAUUGCUUGGAGCAUGGAAUUCAACCUGAUGGAAUAAUGCUUGAAGAUGAUUCUAUUGGUAUAGAAGAUGAUUCGUAUAACACUUUUUUCGCAGAAACAAUUAGUGGUAAACAUGUUCCUCGAGCCAUAAUGGUCGAUCUUGAACCAACACCAGUUGAUGAGAUUAGAACUGGAACAUAUAGGCAACUUUUCCAUCCCGAACAGCUACUUACCGGCAAAGAAGAUGCUGCAAAUAAUUAUGCUCGAGGACAUUAUACAAUCGGCAAGGAAAUGAUAGAAGUUUGUAUGGAUAGGGUGAGAAGGCUAGCAGAAAAUUGCAAAGGACUUCAGGGAUUUCUCAUUUUUCACAGCUUUGGAGGAGGCACUGGAUCUGGCUUUACCGCUUUACUUAUGGAGCGACUAAGUAUUGACUAUGGAAAAAAAGCGAAAUUAGAAUUUUGUAUUUAUCCGGCACCACAAAUAUCUACAGCAAUGGUGGAACCAUAUAAUUCCAUACUGACAACUCAUACAACGCUUGAACAUGCUGAUUGUUCAUUUAUGGUUGACAACGAGGCGAUAUAUGACAUUUGUAUGCGAAACUUGGAUCUCGCACGCCCUACAUAUACCAAUUUGAAUCGCUUGAUCGCUCAGGUGAUCAGCUCUGUGACUGCAUCCCUGCGAUUCGAUGGAGCAUUGAACGUUGAUUUGACAGAAUUCCAGACCAAUCUUGUGCCGUAUCCACGAAUUCACUUUCCACUCACUACAUAUGCUCCAAUUAUUUCUGCUGAGAAAGCUUAUCAUGAGCAGAUGGCGGUAUCAGAAAUAACUCAGCAAUGCUUUGAACCUGGCGCUCAAAUGGUGAAGUGCGACCCUCGCCAUGGAAAAUAUAUGGCAAUAAUUGAUGCAUGUUGCAUGCUGUUUCGUGGUGAUGUUGUUCCGAAGGAUGUUAAUGCUGCAAUAUCUCAAGUGAAAACCAAACGAACUAUACAAUUUGUCGACUGGUGUCCAACUGGAUUCAAGGUUGGUAUUAAUUAUCAACCACCGACAGUGGUGCCUGGAGGUGAUCUCGCGAAAUUGCAGCGAGCAGUUUGCAUGCUGUCCAAUACUACCGCCAUAGCUGAAGCUUGGGCUAAACUUGAUUAUAAAUUCGACUUAAUGUAUGUUGGUGAAGGAAUGGAAGAAGGGGAAUUUUCAGAAGCGCGAGAAGAUCUUGCAGCAUUAGAAAAAGAUUAUGAAGAAGUUGGUGCUGACAGCAAUGAUGGAGAGGACGACGAGGAUGACGAUUAUUAUAAUCAAUACUAA